Molecule: messenger RNA, 548 nt
Organism: Schizosaccharomyces japonicus yFS275
Lineage: Eukaryota; Fungi; Ascomycota; Schizosaccharomycetes; Schizosaccharomycetales; Schizosaccharomycetaceae
Product: 60S ribosomal protein L36
Exons: 2
Coding region: 80-388 (102 amino acids)
Biological process (GO): translation
Cellular component (GO): ribosome; ribonucleoprotein complex; cytoplasm
Molecular function (GO): structural constituent of ribosome
Source: RefSeq, a predicted model, not a curated record
GGUUAGGGUAAGUGACUGCAUGUUCUGUUCGUAAAACUUGGGUAACGACAACUUGGGGAAAUAAGCACGAACUGCAAAAAUGGCAAAUCAAGCACCCGAGCUGAUUGUUGGUUUGAAUAAAGGCAAGGCUUUGACCAAGCGUCAACUUCCUGAGCGUCCCUCUCGUCGUAAGGGUCGUCAAGCCAAGCGCACCAUUUUCGUCCGCUCUGUUGUCCGUGAAGUUGCUGGUUUUGCUCCCUACGAGCGUCGCCUGAUGGAGUUGAUUCGUAACUCUCAGGACAAGCGUGCUCGUAAGCUCGCUAAGAAGAGACUUGGUACAUUGGGCCGUGCCAAGGCCAAGAUCGAGGAGCUCUCGGGUGUUAUCCAAAGUUCUCGUUUGGCUCACUAGGUUUAUGCGGGAAUUUGGUGAUGCAGUAUUCUCAAGCUGUAACCACUACGCGUGUAAUAAAAUGAUGAAUGGCAGUUCGUGUAUGGGUUAUUCCUGAUUUUAUUGUGACAAUUUGGUUCGUAAUGUUGUUGUCAGUAUUAUCAUAUAGUGUUUAUUGGUG